This is a messenger RNA of Ziziphus jujuba (common jujube), 591 nucleotides long. RefSeq lists its product as uncharacterized. The transcript has a single exon. The record is from RefSeq and is a predicted model, not a curated record. The coding region runs from base 89 to 298 and encodes 69 amino acids. Lineage: Eukaryota; Viridiplantae; Streptophyta; Magnoliopsida; Rosales; Rhamnaceae.
GCUUCUUCUGAGCAGACUUCGAAUCGCACAGAGCACGCAGAGUAAGAGAGAGAGAGAGAGAGAGAGAGAGAGAGAGAGAGAGAGAGUAAUGGGAAUGAAGAAGAAGCCGUGGUCGUUAAAGAAGGUGAGCAAGGAGCUUUGGCCAUGGAGAUUCUCGGCCAUCUUCAAAUGGAAACGUGACGAUUCUCAGCUGAAUAUCAUAGACGGCGUCGUUUUCAAGAUACUUUCUGUAGUAGAAGCCGUCGUUCUUGUCUCCACGCUCUGCUUCUUCUUCCUCUGCUGUGGCUGUCAUUUCUGAUUUUCAUUCACUCCUUUUCUUUCUUACAUAAUUCUUUUUCCUUUUUUUUUAUUUUUUUUUAUUUCUUAUUUUUAUAACUUUGAAAGCCAUAAUUGGGCAUUAAAGCUUGUAACUUUAUUUGAUUUUAGAAUUUUUUUUUUUUAAUUUUUGAAAAAGAAUUGUUUAAAUCGAUCAAGUUUGUAGACUAGUAGAGAAUGAUAUGAUCUGAAUUAUGAUUUUUUAGGUUUCAAUUUGUAGGAAAUUUAUUGUAUAAUAUUUUCCCCAAUAAAUAAAAUGGUGAGCUUUUUGGUUUU